UCAACUACCAGUAUGCCCAUUACUUUUGGAGCAGUAGGAGACAUUCUCUCUGUAUGCCUCCUAGUCAAAGAUCUCGUGAACGCGCUCGACAAGGUUCGUGGCUCCAAGGCUGAGUACCAAUCCUUGACCCGCGAACUCUGGAUCCUCGACCGUGUUUUACUGGAAGUCGAUCUGCUUGCUCGCACACAUGACGGAGGGAGAACCCCGGAGCUCAAUGCAUUUUGCCAGACGGCGCGGGAAGCUGUGGAUCGUUGCAAGACCCUUGUUAGCGACUUCCUGGCAAGACUGAGGAAGUACCAGAACUCUUUCGAAGAGGGCGGUUCUAGUUCCUCAAAUGUUUUCAAGACUACGGCGAUGAAAGUGCGGUGGCGGGUUGGCGAGAAAGAUGCAGUUGAGAAGUUUCGGGUGGAUAUUGCGGCGACGAGUGCGAGUUUGCAAAUGCUCCUAACGACUGCCACUGUCAACCUUCUUAGCAUACACGUCGAUAAAGUCGACAAACGCAUGUCUGACAUACACAAAAACAACGAAGCGCAUCACACAAAGGCCGAUGCCACUCUGGCGUCAUUGCUGGACCGGUUAGAGGAGACAAACAUCCUGUUUACCUUUAAAAACUCGAUGACUAGCAAGAUUGCAGAUGCACUCCGCUUAGACUGGCUUCACCAGCUGGUCUCGGAAUGGACAAGUCUCCUGCGCCGCGUUAUUGCCAUGAACAUUGCGACAUAUCGCGCUUUCCUCAAAAUCCAAUCGGCCCUUUCUUCAUGUCGAGAGCGGGUUUUGAUCGAGGAGCCUUUGACAUUGGAGGACGCGAUUGGCCGCAUCACACCUAUACAUCUUCAAUUCGUUAGAUCUUGGGAUGCCUUCAACGCGGUAUUGGAGAUACGAUUUCGAAACAUGGAAGGACACACAAAGGUCAAGAAACAGCAGUAUAAGUUACAAGACAAAGUUACAAAGCGAGACAUUCUGCCGGGAAAAUCCUGGGAUGGGGUCUUCUUUCCGGGCCAGCGGGUGGAGAUGAGCUUCAUCUUCGACCAAGACGGUAACCGGACAGAGUCGACAUGUCCGAGCUGCCAGGCCAGCUCAAUAUCGCCACUCACCGAAGAGAUUCAGUGCUCCAACUGCCAUCUCUGGUAUCGUCGUGUCACCAUUAUGCAGGACACAGAAGAGCCGCCACAGAGACCAUCACACCCACAAUGGAAAUCAUCUGAGCCUGCAUUUGGUCAAACUGGCCUUGAAGGUGUCAUACUUGGCCCAGCCAAGCCAGGUAUAAAGCGGGCAUCUUCCAGCGAUCCUGAUGAUUCCGCGCUUUCGGCUCGGAUACUACGCGACAGAGAUACGUCUCCUUUGCCGCCGUACCGGGUCUUACACCAGGCAGCUUUCGAGGGGGUAGCCAGCGGACUGAAUCAGCCAAUCUUCACAGUGGAAGGAUUGAGGCAGCAGACGCAACAAUGCCACACUUGGAUCCUGCAACCACCGUGGAAAAAGAUCUUGAAAAUGCCAGAAAAGCGUUGGCGGAAAAGCGUAGGCGUCCACCGCCCAAUCUAUUCCAAAAUUUCAAGAGAAUACUCCAAUCUUCUCAUUCCUCAAGUCCUACAUCGACCCAGGGCUGAUCGAAUCCAGUGUGGGUUGAGUAUCCAGGCGGUGACAGUUAUGCUGAGGUCGUAG
Periconia digitata is the source of this 1662-nucleotide messenger RNA. Lineage: Eukaryota; Fungi; Ascomycota; Dothideomycetes; Pleosporales; Periconiaceae. The record is from the annotation of a GenBank genome assembly.